CAGCAAGCACAUUGUGGUUCAUUUUGGUGGUUCAUUGUCAAGAGCUCUCGAGUUUGCUGAUCGAUCAGUCAUCAUAUUUUGGUAGGAAAGGAUCAAAAUGGAAGAGCAGGAUCAAGAGAGCAGUGUGAGAGAUGGAAGAAGAUCAAGCAAUAAGGGAGAGGCAUGCGAAGAGUUGAGACAAUACAUGUAUUGCAUAUUCUCAAAUGUUUGCUUUGCAGGAUACAACAUAGUCUCAAAAGCCGCUCUGGACAAAGGCAUGAAUCGUUAUGUGCUUGUUGCCUAUGGACAAAUUUUUGGAAUUCUAGCUACUGUUUUUUUCGCAUUAAUCUUCGAAAGGAACAUUAACAGCAAACUAAGCGUAGCAAUCUUAAGAAAUGUCUUCUUAUUGGGUCUCGUGGGAUCUGUGCUUGGGAGGACGUUGUUUUUCGCAGGACUGGAAUACACUUCACCAACUUUUGCAGCUGCAUUGGCCAACUUAAUUCCAUCAAUCACCUUUAUCCUGGCCGUUCUGUGCAGGAUGGAGAAAGUAGACCUUUCCAAGCGUGGUUCUCAAGCCAAGAUAUUGGGGACCAUCAUAGCCUUUGGAGGAGCAACACUGAUGACCUUAUACAAGGGUCCUGCUGUGAUUUCUUUUCAUUCUCAACGCUCGCAUCAACCUACCACUGGAUCGAGAUUACUUUUAGACAAGGAUUUAAUUAAGGGCUCCUUGAUACUUGUGAUUUCAUACAUUUCAUUGUCAGCAUUCUACAUCUUACAGACAAUUACAAUCAAAAUGUAUCCGGCACCAAUAACUCUCACAUUAUUAACUUGCAUAUCGAGUGCUGUUCUCUCCACAAUCGUGGCGGCAAUUCUGGAUCAUAAAGCUUCUUCAUGGAAGUUGUCAUGGAACAUCAACCUUCUUGCUCCCAUCUACAGUGGGAUUGUGAUAUUUGGAAUUACUAUUUAUAUUCAAACGUUGGUAGUAAAAAAAAAGGGUCCAGUUUUCAUGACAGCGUUUAGACCAUUGUUCACAAUUGUUGUAGCCAUUAUGGGACUGCUCAUUUUAGGAGAUGCUUUAUAUAUGGGAAGUAUUAUUGGAGCUACAUUGAUAGUUCUUGGUCUGUACGCCACUCUAUGGGGAAAAGAAAAGGAGAAAGCUGAUCAGAAGCGUUUCGAGCAAACCAUAACUCAAGAAGUUAUUGAAAUUAAGGAAGUAAAACAAUAGAGUUAUGUAUUUAAAUGCAUUGUGGUAUCCUAUUAGAAACUUAAGUUUUAUUUGUUUAAUAAGAUCGUGUAACUUUUCACUCUUAAAUUUCUUACCUACAUGCGGAUGGAUCGA
Molecule: messenger RNA, 1318 nt
Organism: Carya illinoinensis
Lineage: Eukaryota; Viridiplantae; Streptophyta; Magnoliopsida; Fagales; Juglandaceae
Product: WAT1-related protein At5g07050-like
Exons: 7
Coding region: 98-1204 (368 amino acids)
Cellular component (GO): plasma membrane
Molecular function (GO): transmembrane transporter activity
Source: RefSeq, a predicted model, not a curated record